GGUAGCGAUUAUACAUAUGUGAGUGUAUGUGUUUUCUCCUCCCUCUCUAUCUCACUCAAUAUCUUACUCCUCUCUCACUCACACUACUUCCGUCAGAAGGUGUUACAUUGGUUGAUAUUGAUGCAAUGUAAAAGAGAUGUGAGCUGAUGGUGUUGUGUUGUGUCGCUGGCGUUAUGGUUAUUAUUAGUAUUAUUUUAUUAUAACAGAACAGAGGUUUUUUCUUUUCUUUUUUUCUUCUUUGUUUUAGUUUGAUAACUGACUGAUAAGUGUUGUGGUGGUCUACUACUUGGUUUUUCUUUUCUUCUUCUUCGGCUUCUGCUGCUAUACUAUUAUUACUACUACUUUAAGCCUGCUUUACUCUGUGGCUUGUUUACACGGCACAACAACCACAAAACACCACACAUUACGGAAUAAUAUUAUAUCGUAUCAUAGCUUUUAGUGUAGUGUAAAAUAUACUACAUAGUUUACGAAACAUUUACUAAAGGAGGAAACAUAUAUAUACAUAUAUAUAUAUGUGUGUGCAAGAUACACCAGCCACUUAAUACAAAAACCAGAUUUAUAUGGAUUUAUCUAUCACAGCAAGAGAUCUCUUGUAACUACUACUGAUAUAUAUAUAUAUAUAUAUAUAUAUAUAUAUAUAUAUAUAUACUCCAUUUUCAAAAGGCCUGGUUUCUAUGGAUUAAUACAAACACAAAAAGCACAUUUUAAAGAACGGGGUGUUUUUUUAUUAUAUAUAUGGAUUUAUCAUCUUAUCAACACAGUGAGACACCACCAAGAAACAGUUGACAUAUUAUUAUUAUUAUACUUGAGAUAUAAUAUUAAUAUAUAAUAUUAUAUAAUAUAUAUAUAUAUAUAUAUGUUUGUGUAUUGUGGAGAUCUUAUUGCUGACUUUACCUACCAUGUCACAACAAUUAUUUAAACAAUAUCAACACGACCACCACUAUUUAAAACGUGGUAUUAUGGAGAUUUAAGAAGUUAAGGUGGUCUCUCUUACAAAGAAGUUAUCAAUAAAAGGAAGCUGUUGCAAUAUAGUAAUCAUCCUUGCUGAACUCCGAGGAUAUAUACUUACUUACUCAAAGUAUAUACAGUUUUAAACAUAUGCACACUCAUUCACUCACACAUUUAUGUGUGUAUGUAUAUUUAUAUACAUAUAACUAAAGUGGAUAUAUAACAUGACAAGGUCUUUACUAUCUAUGAGUAUGGUUUGAGGAAGAUUUGGCUCCUAUUUCUAGCAGUCUCAUGAACGCUGCAGGUUUAUUCUGAAGUCAGGCUAAGUUGAUUUGGCGACCUUGCAUUCAUCCCUGCGGCUGCAGGCUUUUUCCUUUGCUCUCCUAAUUUUCCUUUUUUUUUUUUAAAAAAAAAAAAACAUUUCCUUGCGAUGAAAUAACUCCACGAGAAAGCAAAACUCGAAAAAUAUAAAGAGAAAGAACUGCAAAAAGAAUAUAUAUAUAUAUACAUGUAUAUGUAAAUAUAUCAUUAUAUAUAUUUAUAUAUGUCUAUACACAUGUAUAUAAAUAUGCAAAAUAUAAACUGUAAAAUGAACAAAAUAUUUCAAAAGUGCAUCAAUCCAAAUCUCAAAAUGAUAAAUAAAUAAGCUAACAACUAAAUUAAAAAAACAUUGAAAAUAAAAAUAGUUUGAAGAGAUAUAUAAACAGAGAAAAAAUAUAUACAUAUAUGAUAUAUAUAGUCAAAAUACUGACGUUUUCAUUGUUGUUUAUACAGAAAUAUUCAAAGGAAACGUUUUAAAAUAACACUAACAGCAGCAGCAACAACAGCAACUCAUUGAUCACUAAGCAACAGCUAGAAGCACAAGUAUAUUUCAUUGAAUUUGACCAAUUCGUCAAGAAGAGGACACACGCAAAAUCUACUUGCAUGACUCGAGGGUUACCGUCCAACACUGCGUUUUUGACACACACCAUGUCAGACCGAAACAGUGAAAGCGGAAGUGAGGAUAAAUAUGAGAAAUUAAAUGGCAAAGGAGAUGAUAUUUGCAGAGACUUCUUGCGCAAUGUUUGCAGGCGUGGCAAGCACUGCAGAUACAGGCAUCCUGAAGCUGGUGAAGCCAAAGAGUUGGGGAAGCAACAUGAAUAUACCUUCUGUCAUGAUUAUCAAAAUACCAGAUGUCGUCGUCUCAACUGCAAGUUUCUUCACUGCACUCGCGAAGAGGAGGAGUACUACAAGCAAACUGCACAGCUUCCAGUACGAUUGCAACAGGCUGCAGCUCUUGGUAUUGGUGUUGCACCCCAUGAACUUCCAUUACUGAAAGGUGAAAUCCCAAUUUGCAAAGACUUCUUGAAGGGCGAGUGCAAACGUGGAGCAAAAUGCAAGUUCCGGCACCUAUCUGUUGCAGAAUAUGAAUAUGAACUAAGAAAGUCAACCACUGAUCAUCGCCCCAAUCAUCAGACUCAAAACUCUUAUGACCCAGCAGAAGACGACUUUGAUCGUUUUGAUAACAGGUUUGAUUAUGGACACAGCGCACUGAAACGCAGACGUGCAGAUCUCGAUGGAUUCACUUCAUCAUUUGAAGCUCGCUACACAACAAUUCGUCCACUUAGCUACCAACUACUGGAUGAGGAGAACAAUAUGUUGAGACGCAAAGUGGAAGAGAUGAAAAAGCAGGUUGCAGAUUUGACUGCAGCUAAUGAAGUUCUGCUCGAGCAAAAUGCCCGCUACCGCGUUAGCAAAUCAAACCAUGUUCAAACAAUUAAUGUACCCGUGAGUCAAGCGCUAUCAGUUAGUCAGAGUCUUGCGGCGGCGGGGGUUGCAACUGGAGGAGUUGCACCGACGCCGAGCCAACAGCAAUUGAACCAUAUAAAUAACAGCCUGGCGCAGCAAAUAGCUAUGAACAAUGACUUAGUUUCCCAGCACGCUUUGCAGCAGCGCAUCGCGAGAGAACAGCUUGGCCCACCU
Molecule: messenger RNA, 2910 nt
Organism: Octopus bimaculoides (California two-spot octopus)
Lineage: Eukaryota; Metazoa; Mollusca; Cephalopoda; Octopoda; Octopodidae
Product: zinc finger CCCH domain-containing protein 10
Biological process (GO): regulation of RNA splicing
Molecular function (GO): RNA binding; metal ion binding
Source: RefSeq, a predicted model, not a curated record